Molecule: messenger RNA, 5721 nt
Organism: Engraulis encrasicolus (European anchovy)
Lineage: Eukaryota; Metazoa; Chordata; Actinopteri; Clupeiformes; Engraulidae
Gene: smad3a
Product: SMAD family member 3a
Exons: 9
Coding region: 516-1793 (425 amino acids)
Biological process (GO): SMAD protein signal transduction; cell differentiation; anatomical structure morphogenesis
Cellular component (GO): heteromeric SMAD protein complex
Molecular function (GO): I-SMAD binding; DNA-binding transcription factor activity, RNA polymerase II-specific; RNA polymerase II cis-regulatory region sequence-specific DNA binding
Source: RefSeq, a predicted model, not a curated record
CCGACUCCUACAAAUGUCUACGGGGAGCCUCGGCGCACUGGCGGAAGGCUAAAUUAAAAAAAGUUAAAAGUCCAGAAUAAUAAUGUAGGCCACCAAAACGUAAAUGUUUUAAUAUGGUACAUUUUAUUGUAACUAUACAUCUAUGUAUACGAUAUUUUCUGAAAAUAACAGCACGACAAUGAGAUUAUUUACAACAGGAAAAAGGGACUAUGUUUCUUGGCGGAGUGAUACAAGUUGCUGGCUCGUUGAAAGUCUGAGCGCAGAAUUGGACAGAGUUGUGGCGAGUUGGGGUAGUAGACGGUAAGCUCACUUGAGUUGCUCAGCCGACCGCCACAAAUUUUCAUAACAAAGCUUUUUGGUUCAAUUCUGAACUUGCAUACACCUGUUAUGCUAUUUCAUUUUCGGGCUGGGUUUUUUGGACAAUACUGUGUGGUUUGGAAUAGCGCGGGCGAUACAUUCAUUUCUAUUGCAUUAAUUGCUGGAGGGUUAAGCUCCGAAUAACCACUCCAGCCGAAAUGUCAAUUUUACCCUUCACCCCUCCGAUUGUGAAAAGACUUUUGGGCUGGAAAAAAGGGGAGCAAAAUGGACAGGAGGAGAAGUGGUGCGAAAAGGCCGUGAAGAGUCUCGUGAAGAAAUUGAAGAAGACGGGACAGCUGGACGAGCUGGAGAAUGCCAUCACAACACAGAACAUCAACACCAAGUGCAUCACCAUACCGAGGUCUCUGGAUGGCCGUCUGCAGGUGUCCCACAGGAAGGGGCUGCCCCAUGUCAUCUACUGCCGGCUGUGGCGCUGGCCCGACCUGCAGUCGCACCACGAGCUGCGCGCCAUCGAGCUGUGCGAGUACACCUUCCACAUGAAGAAGGACGAGGUGUGCGUCAACCCCUACCACUACCAGCGCGUGGAGACGCCAGUGUUGCCGCCGGUGCUGGUGCCGCGGCACACAGAAAUCCCGGCGGAGUUCCCCCCACUGGACGACUACAUCCACUCCAUACCAGAGAACACCAACUUCCCCGCCGGCAUAGAACCUCAGAGCAAUUACAUCGCAGAGACUCCUCCGCCCGGCUACAUCAGUGAGGACGGGGAGACCAGCGACCACCCCAUGAGCCAUAGUAUGGACACAGGCUCACCCAACCUUUCACCAAGUCCAGUGUCGCCCACACACAAUAACCUAGACCUGCAGCCAGUGACGUACUGUGAGCCAGCCUUCUGGUGCUCCAUCUCCUACUACGAGUUGAACCAGCGCGUGGGCGAGACCUUCCACGCAUCGCAGCCCUCGCUGACCGUGGACGGCUUCACCGACCCCUCCAACUCGGAGCGCUUCUGCCUGGGCCUGCUGUCCAACGUCAACCGCAACGCCGCCGUGGAGCUCACGCGACGCCAUAUUGGCCGGGGUGUGCGCCUGUACUACAUCGGCGGAGAGGUGUUUGCGGAGUGCCUGAGCGAGAGCGCCAUCUUUGUCCAGAGCCCGAACUGCAACCAGCGCUACGGCUGGCACCCGGCCACCGUCUGCAAGAUUCCGCCAGGCUGCAACCUGAAGAUCUUCAACAACCAGGAGUUUGCCGCGCUGCUGGCCCAGUCGGUCAACCAGGGCUUCGAGGCCGUCUACCAGCUCACCAGGAUGUGCACCAUACGGAUGAGCUUCGUCAAGGGCUGGGGUGCAGAGUACAGGCGUCAGACAGUGACCAGCACCCCCUGCUGGAUCGAGCUGCAUCUGAACGGGCCUCUGCAGUGGCUGGACAAGGUCCUGACCCAGAUGGGCUCUCCCAACAUCCGCUGCUCCAGCGUUUCAUGAACACACACACACACACACACACACACACACACACACACGCACACACACACACACACACACACACACACACACACACACACACACACACACACGCACACACUCCAAGUGCCCAACACACAUAUACACAGACUUUUGUUCCUCUUUCACUCCAGUGUGUCAUGAAACUGUCCCCUGCCCUCACAUUAUCCACUUAAAUACCCAUUCUCACUCACUGAUAGACACACACACACACACACACACACACACACACACACACACACACAGACACAGACACAGACACACACACACACACACACACACACACACACACACACACACACACACACACACACACACACACACACACACACACACACACACACACACACACACACACACACAUCUCUCCACUGUGUCACUCCCACUCACGUGCCCUCUCUGAUGAGCCUGUGUUUAUUUGAAUGUGUGUGUGAUAUAACUGUGGAAGUCAGUUACACCGCGCAAUACGUAUGUCUUUCAUCUGAAUUGUUUUCCCUUUGUCCAUAUCAUUUGAUUUUGACUUUUAAAAGAUUUUUUUAUGAAUUAUUUUGGCAGGUAGUGCCAGAAGUGCUCAUUCACCAUGUGUACUACAGUACAUGAUUUGUUUAUUUGUUUAUAUAAUAUUUUUUAAAAAAAAGCAUGAUGUUUUUUUAAAGUGUACAUACAAAAACAUAGUACUUUUGUGUUCCUUUUACUACGAGCAUGUUUUGAAACUGUUUUUUGUACAGUACCAACUUUAUUACAUGUUUUGUUUUGUAUUAUUUGUUUUUUUGAAUUUUAAUUGCCCGGUACUGGGGAUGAAUUUCUUAUAAAAAAAAGACAAAAAUGAUACACAUCUCACACUACUCUCCUGAGUAGAUGUUACGUAGAUGUUUAAGACAUCUAUAACUUACUUAUGUAUUUUAAACAUUUAUUUCUUGUCAUUUUAUAUUUUUGUAUGUGUGUGUAUGGCAACUUUGUGGUCCCCUAUUAUCUUCUUGAACCUAUAAUGAAUGCUUUCCUGGGGUGCAUUUCUGGAAAGCAGAGUAGUUGCUAACUAUGCUAGCUACUUUGUUGGUUGCAAUGCAAUUUCCCAUUGGCAACUACCGAAGUUGCUAACUGCUAACAACUACGCUUUCCAGAAAUGCAGCCCUGUUCUCCAUCUUCUUUAAAGGUAGAGUGUUAGUGUUAGUAGAGUGUUAAAGGUAGAAUUAUAUAUUUUUAUUACUUUAUUUCUAGGAUUUAUGCUGCCUGUUCACAAAUUAUUAUCUUUUCCAUGAAUAUUUACCACCAUCAUCAAUUUCUAAGUACUCCUCACUUGGAAAUGUACACUGUUCAUGCAUGAAUUGAUGGAUCUUCCCCAUGGCCGCCAUUUUAAAUGACCAGUCAUAUACGUACAUCUUUGGCUGUGGAACUUACUUUACACUGAUCAGUACCAGUAAAUAUUAGCUCAUUACUUUGUAAAUAUUAUUGAAAGGGUCACAUUUGUGAAUGGGUAGCAUAAAUUCUGGAAAUGAUCAACAUUUUUUUUUUUUUUAAAGUAGCCCGUCUAAGCAGAUGCAGUAGGUAUCUGCAGUGCACAGUACACCGUUGGGUUACGGUCGCUCCCUGACCGUUAGAAGCGCAGUCUCAAAACGCAUCGAGGUGAAACCCUCUAUGAAGUAUGGAGCAGGUGCGGCAGUGUCUCGGUUUCUGUCACGUGAGGCGAGCCUUGAGAUGCUCAUGCCUUAUUUUCUCUUUUUUUCUUUUCUGUUGCUUUUUUUCCUGCAGUGACUCAUAACUGUCAGUUCCUCUUCUUAAUUUGUCUCUUUUUCUGUUGUGUUUUGGGAAGCGUGCCAACGCGAUGUCCUCUCUUCGCAUCAAAUGGGGACAGCGUUUUGUUCUCGGUGAUCUGUUCACCAGCUGUCUGUGCAGUUCUGUGCUGCGUGCUCGGCUGCUCGCCUCGCCUCGCCUCGCAGUGCCUCUGCAGAUGUUGUCCGUUCUGUUGUGGCGCAGCCUCUUUUCACCGCCUUUGUCAUGUUCCAAUCUUUUUUAAAAAGAGAUGUUUUUAUUGUUUAAAGUGAUCUGACAUGGGUUCAGCUGGGGGGGCGGGGGGGGACCUAAGAACUUGAACCACAAGUUUGCUCCUCUCGGAGGAUGACAGUUUGUAUCUUCGCAAAUCAGUAGCAGAUGAGAAAAUAAUUGUUUCCUUCCUUCCUGUCAUGUUACUCCUAGCUUCGCAUUUGCCAUCUCUGCUAUUAUAUUUGCAGCAUUGAAAAUUUGCAUGCCCGAGUAUGCACACACGCACACACACACACGCACACAGACACACACAUGCACGCACACACGCACAUACACACACACACACCUCCAUCAGACACUUUCGUCUUGUGUUUGGUUGAGGAUAGAAAUAGAUGCUCAGUUGUAUUUAAUUUACCCACAACUGUCUGUUUGCCUUGCCUUGCCUUGCCUAAAACCUCAUCAUCAUCAGCAGAAACUCAUCUUUCUUCUAACAUGACACUUGCACGCAUAGCUUUAAAAAUGACACAUUUGAUCACCACAGUUGGCUUGCUGCUUUUUCAGUUGAAAAGGAAGUGAUGCACAGCAACUUGUGGUAGUCGGAUGGACGGCGUGCCUCUCUGCUCAAAGAUGGAGACGGGCUCUUGCUCCGUGGCUUUUGUUGCACUGGGUGUUUACCUUGUGCUAAUUUCAGCCCCAUAUUCAGAGCUGCUCUGUCAAAAAAAACACCCCCUCUCAGGUUCAGCAGGGUGUUUAAAUUUAGUCUUUGAGUAAAUUUGUACUGUACAUACAUACAUAGAGACACACAUAUUUUGUCUACAGAAAUAAUGCAUGCUGAUAUUUUCUACCGUUUUAAUUCUAGAUUCUAUUUUGCUACCAAAUAUUUUUGUAGGCGUUGUGCAGGGAUGGUUUUAUAUAGCAAUGUACUGCAUGGUUGAUAGUUCCUUGCUCUGCAUUUGCACAAAGGAGUGCAGAUGAGCCAAUGGAGCUGCCAGCUUAGGGGACAAGGGAUUUCUCUAUGAUUACUUAAAUGUGUAAGAUGUCUUUUUUUUGUACGUACCAGAAAAAGCGGGAAAGUCAAAAGAGUCUUGUUUUGGGGGAUGCUAUAAAGGGAAAUAAAUGGGAAGCCUGUGGUAGUAGGCCCAUGCGUGUACACAGGGCAACCGAACAGAGAGGGAUAAAGGGGUCAGAUGUCCCGGGCCCAGAAAAAGGGACAGCCCAGAAGUGGGUCCUCAUUACAUUGUACUGUAUGUACCGGUAUUGAGUGGGGAGCCCUUUUACUGUAGAUGACUUGGUCCCAGGCUCGGCCAAAGCUGUCAGCGGCCCGUGCAUGUACAGUACAGUCCGUACAAAAGCCAAGCCCAGCCAGCCCAGUCAGCCAGGCCUUGUUUGUGUGCAGUGCAGCACAGCCAGUGGUUUCUUUGAUACUCCCUGUUUGACGAGGAGAGGAGCAGCCUCUCUCCGCUCACUGCUCUCUGAGCCACCCUUUGUGCGUUGGAGGUAAACGAGAGGGGAAAAAAAGAGAAAAUGUGUCCCUCUUGCUGCAGAGGGUUCUGUGACACCAGCACUGUGAACUUCUCUUCCCUUUUUAAAACCUCUUGGCAAACACAGAGAAAAAAAGGAUUAAGACCAUUUACUUUGGGUUGUCUUUGGGAGGAUGGCGUUCACUCCCAAAGCCCUCUUUAGCCGGCCCUGCUGUGUGGCGCGAGUGGCGAGUGGCGCUUGUGAAUGGGCACUCUGUAUGGCAGAGCUGGGCUGGGUAGGACCCAGUGUGGAGUGGCCUGGUGGUGGGCAUUUUGCUUGUCUGUUUACGGCCACGGGCAGAGCCAAAUCUGUUGGCGGGUAGGGUCAUGUGUCUGAGGCUGGCACACACAUACAGAGUAAACAUUGCAGUGAUAAUUCAACAUAAUUCUGAGCAUAUAUGGUCCCACUC